GUUGACACCGACCAGUGAUUCCAAACGGUUGAGGGUGGUUCAUUGAUAACAAAAUGAACGACAAAUAUCUGCCACCACAGCCACCGUCAUACGGCUUCACUUCGGCACCACCCGAUGGGUCUUAUCCGCCGCAAGGAUACCCACCACACGGGUAUCCACAGCAAGCAUAUCCACCAGGUGGGUCUCAGCCGCAAGGAUAUCCACCACAAGGGUAUCCACAGCAAGCAUAUCCUCAACCAGGAUAUCCUCCUCAGAAUUAUGCACAGCCACCACCAAGCUUUGGGGCCAUGCCUCCACAGAACUAUGGGCCACCACCUCCGCCUCACACCUACGGGCCCACCCCACCACAAGACUACGGAACAGGCCAACCACAAAUGUCGCCGCCUACCUUACUAAUGGUACAACCCGAUGGCUGGUAUAACCGAAACCAGAAGAACAAGCCCCAAUCUAAUGCCGCGGGAGCGGCUUCACUCAUCUUCUUAUCGGGUGGCAUGAAUAUUGCCUGGAGCAUUGGCUUUCGCAGUAUAUAUUUUGCCGAAAUUCCUUUGCAUACGCGCGUUGCAUGGUUUAUUGGCGCCAUAAUUGGAGGACUACUCAGCGCGUUCCUGGCUAAUAAAAUACCGAAGAAAAUUGUCCUUUGUUUCUGCUCAGUUCUCGUGGGGAUCGGCGGAAUCAUAAUGGCAGCCACGACUUACAACAUCGAAGCCGUUGAGGCGGGCCUCUACCUGGAUGGUAUUGCCAAUGGACUAGCGUUUGCACCAGCGUUGGCAUUGAUCGGAGAGGUUUCAGUGCCCUAUAUGCGUGGAGUGAAUGCUGCGACCCUUGAGCACAUGUGCUACAUGCUUGGCUACUUCCUUCAGGUAAUAUUUCUGUCAACGUGGAGCACAUCGCUCAGCUCGUUUAAUGCUGAAAAUAUGCACGGGGUCCUGGCGGCUAUCUAUGGAGUGAUUGGACUAUGCAUUGCCUGUUUACUGUGCAUUGAGUCGCCAGUGAUACUGCUGGCGAAUGGCAAUGAGCAGCAAGCUCUUGACGCCUUGCGGCGUCUGCAGCGCCCAUAUACGGUGACAACGGAGACUGUGGCACAGCUGGAGGAGCACAAACAGUAUCUGGCAAAGAACAGGGAUAUGUCCACUAUCCAGAGCAUUGUCCAGGCCUUGCCAGCGUUUGUGUGUCUCAGCUACCUACGCAUCCUUAAUGCCAUGAGCCUUUGUAAAUUUGUCUUUUACGCCCUAAUCCUAAGCCUUUCGCCUAGCUCUUCUGUAUAUUCAUAUACUUGGCAAUAUUUGUUAUUUGGUUGCUGUCGCUGGCUAUCAAGCUUCAUCACCGGCUUUUACAUGGAGUCCGUCGGGCGUAAGAAAUCAACGCUACUAGGCCUCCUGGGCUGCGGAGGCAUAGCAAUUGGAAUUUCCACAUUAAUCUACGCCUUACCUUAUAUAGACUUUGAUACUUUGUUUGUCUUUGUAUGUAUUUUCCAAUUUUUCGCUGGCAUUGCCUUCACCGCCACUUCUGCCUAUCUGACUGAGGCAUAUCCUCUUGGCGUUAAGCAACAUUUCAUCGGGUCUACCUUCAUUGCCGAAAUGGUAAUCUAUAUCAUCAUUGCGUCUACGGACUAUAGCAAGACAGGACAUGGAAUUUUCUUUGCCUUUAUGGCUGGACUUUGCUUGAUUGGUUCUCUGCUGGGCAUCUGGUGCCUGCCAGAGACCCGCAGAACUACGCUACGUGAAGCACAGGAUAAGUUUAAGGGUUUCCUGGGCAAGGGUUUUUAAUUGAUAAGCAAAACACAAGUAAAACAUAAUAUGUAAUACGAACUUUGACAAAAUUAACGAUUCAAAUAUAAAAAGAAAUUAAUUUAAUCCU
Drosophila hydei is the source of this 1857-nucleotide messenger RNA. Its product is annotated as solute carrier family 2, facilitated glucose transporter member 3-like. Gene Ontology annotation, biological process: transmembrane transport. Lineage: Eukaryota; Metazoa; Arthropoda; Insecta; Diptera; Drosophilidae. Gene Ontology annotation, molecular function: transmembrane transporter activity. The transcript has 3 exons. Gene Ontology annotation, cellular component: membrane. Bases 54 to 1766 code for a protein of 570 amino acids. The record is from RefSeq and is a predicted model, not a curated record.